Messenger RNA from Durusdinium trenchii, 907 nucleotides. The record is from the annotation of a GenBank genome assembly. Lineage: Eukaryota; Dinophyceae; Suessiales; Symbiodiniaceae.
UGGUGUUGCAUUUACUCUUUUGAACUGCUUGACCAUGUGCCUUUUGCCUUGGCUUUCAUCGUGUCGGCUCUUGACAGACAGAGGGUGGCCAGGGCGGGAAAGGCGCAAGCAUGGACCAGUCAGAAGCGCGAAAAGCCGCAUCGCACGAGUGGCCUGCCACGGUCGCCCAAUGGGUAUUCUCCUUGGGCCGAGGGUGGUUUGCGUAUAUCGCAGAGUUUGAUGUGUGGCUAAGUCUGUCAGGCGUCACGGCCAUUAUGCCACAAUUCGUUACUUUGCCCCUUCUGGCUGGCGGCCAGGGGGUGGUGAAUGUUGCAGCGCUAGUGAUUCAGCUUGUUGCAUAUCCUUUGAUGCUGGGGGUGGGAGCAUUGAAAGCCCAAGUGUUGCAGACUAUGGUUGCAACCUUUAUCCGAAAUCCGGGCAGUGAAUUCACAGAGACAGCAGAGCUCAUCGUCAAGGCAUUGCAGUUGAGUCCACAAAAAGGCAGCCAAAAGGCAGUGGCUGUGGAGAAAGCUUUGGUUGGAGCUUUCGUCAUCGGGCUUGCGUUAGCCUUCGUCUUUGGCCUGAAAUUGCACGCAGAUGGUGUGAAUUUGGGUGUAUUUGUGGGUUUGUUGGAAGGCAGCCUGCUCACCACCACCGUUUUUGCCUACGUACACCUCCUGGCAUUGCUGGCGGUGAACCUACGUCAAGUAUCUCUCUAUGACCGCUUGAUAGAUGAUACAGACCUGGAAGAGGUGGAUUACAAGGCCACUCACCGAGCCAGAUGUAUGAUAGAAAAAUUACAAUUCUACAAGCAAGCGACAUUGAAGAGACGAGGGGAGAAAAACAUGGACGUGAAGAAAAUUGUUUCAAGGUCUGUGACAUUCUUAGUGGGAAAGAACACCCCAAUUUGAAUUUGCGGCUUUUGUGA